AUUACCUACUAAGAGAAAGUCUUUGCUCAGUGCAAAUAAAACAUUAAGCACACAUUUCUGUGGAAGUGUGGCACAGGACACCAAGCUAAGUGCUCAAACAGAGGAAGGCUGAAGCUACAUGCAGAGACCAAGAAGGACGAAGUGAAGAUCAUUCUGCAGCAGGUUAUCAUCAUCUUCAACAUCUGCAACCAUAAAGAUGCUGUCUCUGGCUUUACUUGUGUGUGCAAUGAUGGCUCUGACCAGAGCUACCGCUAUAUGGCCGGUGGAUGAGGAACAGAAUUAUCCAGAAGGACCUUUACCAACCCUACUUCCAACGCCAGCAGAUAUAGGACUCGAAUGGCACCCACAUUGUCCUGACGGCUGGGUGAAGACCCCGUCCACCAUCCAGUGUCUCCGCUACGUUGCAAAAGAAAUGACUUGGAGCGAAGCUGAGAGCAACUGCUAUUCACUGGGUGGAAACCUUGCAUCUGCAAUGUUGGACAUUCAGCCCUCCGAGGAAUUUCUUGACGUGAUGAAAAAAGGCGGUCAAAAGUCUGGACAGGUGUGGGUUGGAGGGUAUAAUACAGCAGAGGAUCCUAGGUGGCAAUGGAGUGAUUUGGUGUCCUACGGCUUUGAUAACUGGUGUUCUGGAGGGCCUGACAACCGCAAGAACCACUGUGUACAACUAACCAUUGACGAUAAUAAAGCUUCGGGAUGUUUGGACGACAGGAACUGUGACACUAAGCUCCCGUCCAUCUGCGGCAUUAUAAUCUAUUGAGUCCUCGGCUCAAAGAGAGGAACGGUCCACCUGCUGCAGACACAAACACCGCUCCAUCACCAUCUCAAAUAUAGAACCUGAGGGAUCCGUGUCUCAUGCUACAUUGAUUUUCUUUUGCUGCAACACUUCUCAAUUAAACAAGAGGCAGAAUAUCUCUUCCAUCUUCUGCCUUUAAUAAGAGCAGACUGAAUGUGUUGAAUGCUUUUAACACAACUUUAGUCUGCACAGUGAUCUUUUUCUUUCUUUCUUUUUUUGCAAAUUAAAAA
Molecule: messenger RNA, 1023 nt
Organism: Centropristis striata (black sea bass)
Lineage: Eukaryota; Metazoa; Chordata; Actinopteri; Perciformes; Serranidae
Product: type-2 ice-structuring protein-like
Exons: 9
Coding region: 197-757 (186 amino acids)
Molecular function (GO): signaling receptor activity
Source: RefSeq, a predicted model, not a curated record